Messenger RNA from Guillardia theta CCMP2712, 873 nucleotides. RefSeq lists its product as hypothetical. Bases 1 to 873 code for a protein of 290 amino acids. NCBI's taxonomy places the organism in Eukaryota, Cryptophyceae, Pyrenomonadales, Geminigeraceae. The transcript has 8 exons. The record is from RefSeq and is a predicted model, not a curated record.
AUGGAGGUAGGGAGGGAGGGAGGAGCGGUCUGGAAUUGGUCUAAAGUAACCUUGCUCAUGGUCGUGACAUCGGGACCUCCGCGACGUGCAUGGCGGCCAGGCAGCAAGAGCCGCAGGGACGUGAAGGAAGAAGAAAGUUCUUCCGUGGUCUUCUUGUCCCAUGGCGAAGCUACAAGAGCGCAGGAGUUGAGGGAGCUGGUGAAGAAGAGUUACAAGCUCAUGGAAGAGACCGAUCGAUACGUCUCGCCUCUGUUUUCACAUGAGAUGAACAGAGACAUGUUGGACAGCAAGGAAGAUGAAGAGGUCGAGAUGUUGUAUGAGAUCAGGAAGGAGUCAGAAAGGAGAAGAGGCAGCAAGAUCGAACAACAGCAAGGCAAGGCUCAAGUUCCUAUUCCUGCUCAGCUUGCUAUCAGUUGCCCCGAGAUGAGGAACAGACUACUUGCGAACGUGGAGUACUUCGAGAGGAAGCUUGCUUCCCUUGAGCAGGCCCUCAGCAGGAAAGCGAAGGGCCCUCUGGUCUCCGAGAGCAGCCGGCAGGAAGCAGCGGGCGACGAAAGGACGUGGGUGAGGACGGGGGACAAGGAAAGCUCGAUCGCUCGUCCCCUCGACUUCUGGGGGGUCAAGUUGGAAGACGCGAGGAGGGAAGCAUGCACGCUGAGGGAAGACAUCAACGGUCUCCUCUUGGAGGCUCGCGAGCUGGUGGAGAAGCAGCGAGCAGAGCUGACGGCGAGCUUGAAGAAGUCCUACGGGAGGGCGAGCAUGAGGAGGGAGAUGGGGAGGCAACAGCUCUACCAGCUCUCGAGCGAUGGAUGCGGAGACUGGAGACCUGUUGAGGACAAGAAUGGCCACGACUGCUGCCUGCGCAAGGCAUGA